Molecule: messenger RNA, 1746 nt
Organism: Vicia villosa (hairy vetch)
Lineage: Eukaryota; Viridiplantae; Streptophyta; Magnoliopsida; Fabales; Fabaceae
Exons: 10
Coding region: 120-1031 (303 amino acids)
Cellular component (GO): cytosol
Molecular function (GO): nucleotidase activity
Source: RefSeq, a predicted model, not a curated record
AACAAUACUCAUGCUCCAUUUUCUCCCUCACAUCCAACUCCGUUUAAAAGUAUCCAACAAAGUAUUCAUUUGGCAUCCUACAACAAACCCUCAAUCUUUGAUUCUCCGAGCUUAACAAUAUGGAAGAAGGUAACAGAGGCACCAUCAUGAUCACAAACGAUGAUGGAAUCGACGCACCUGGCCUCAGAGCUUUGGUUACCGCUCUCGUCGCCACCAAUCUUUACGAUAUUCAAGUUUGCGCUCCUGAUUCUGAGAAAUCAGCAGUUAGUCAUUGUAUUACUUGGAUUCAUCCUAUUGCGGCCAAGAAAGUUCACAUUGAUGGAACCACGGCUUAUGCAGUUUCUGGGACUCCAGCUGAUUGCACUUCUCUGGGAAUUUCCAAAGCACUUUUUCCUACAGUAGCUGAUCUGGUAUUAAGUGGCAUAAACAUGGGUAACAACUGCGGUUAUCACAUUGUUUACUCGGGCACAGUUGCUGGAGCUCGAGAGGCAUUCUUCUAUGAUAUACCUUCUAUCUCCAUUUCAUAUGACUGGGCUAAAGCAACAAGUAACCUACAUGACUUCACCCUUGCCGCGCAAGCAUGCUUACCUAUCAUAAGUGCUUUACUGGCUGAUAUAAAGAACCAAAGAUACCCUCAAAAGUGCUUUUUGAAUAUAGAUAUUCCAAGCAAUGUUGCUAAUCAUAAGGGGUACAAGUUGACUAAGCAGGGUAAAAGUAUAAUCAAAAUGGGAUGGAAGCAAAUCGCUUCUGAGACGGAAGGGCGAAAAAUGUCAUCUGAUAUGACCUCUACAGACAUAGCAGCACAUUCAGAUUUUAACGCGUCAUCUAUAUCACCUGAAAGUCUUUUAUUUGCAAGAGAAGUAAGAGGUGCUCAACAUGAUCAUGAUGAUUCUGAUCAUAAAUUUUUGCAGGAAGGAUAUAUUACUGUCACCCCUCUUGCUGCUAUCUCUCAGGCGGAGGUAGAUUGUCAAAACUAUUUUAAGGAUUGGCUACAAAAUGUCUUGGAAUCUCCCUCUUCGAUGGCUCUAUAAUGCUGACUGCAGGAGUAUUAUGAAAUUAAUGCUCUCACUUUUUAUUUUGCAGGAGUGUUAUGAAGGGGGCUUCAUACUUUCAUUAGAUUACAGAGGUUCAAAUUAGCAAUAAAACCGGGUGGUAAAAAAGUGCCGAAAUACCUUUAACACUCUAGCUAAGAAUAAUUUUUGCUUCAUAUUUUUCAUUGUAUAUGAGAGAUGUUAGCUCAGUGAUAAGAAUUUGACAUUGCGAACUCAAGAAACAAAGUUCAAAUCUCAUCCGAGACAGUUAUAAAAUAGUUAUAGAAUAGUUAUAGAAUAGUUCAAAUCUCGUCUUAUGAUAUAUGAAUGUCUAUUUUCUUUAGAUUAUUCUAAUUUUUGAAGUGAUUUCUACUCAAUCAAGUGCUAAGUUGUUUAGAUUUCUAGUGUUUUUGCUAAGGUAUGCAUGUUGUCAGUGUCACUGCUACAUUAUUGUCUGGUGGCACAAAAAGACUUUUUCUAUGAAACUUGCGUCUUGCUAUGUGAUUUGAAAUGAAAGGCCUAAUUUAUCAAAUUUCUAUAACCUAACAACUUGUGAUUGACUAGGCUAUAGCUUGAGCUUUCACAAGUCAACAUCAACAAGGAAAAUCCAUGUAAGAAACCACCUUUUAAACAGCUUAUAAUAGACAGCUUAACAAGCAAAAAAAACCAUACAAAGAAAAACAACUCAAGAAAUGCUUCUGUGAUUACCCUACCU